AUCUCCGGCGGAGGAGGAAACGCUUCUUGACGAAACUAACACUAUAAGUUUGACAAAUAGUAUGUUCAAAAAGGGAAUGCAUGUCUACGACGACGACGACAAUUUAGUCGAAGUGACGUUUGAGGAUUAUAGCAUGGUUGAAGAAAUAACGAACGAAACCAUAAGUGAACGCAUUCUUUUCUAUCUGUACACAAGGAAAAAUCCUAACCACCCCCAACUGAUUUACGUCGACGAUGAGGAGAGUAUAAAUAAUAGUAACUUCGACCCGGAGAAACCAACGCGCAUAACAACUCACGGAUGGAUGAAUUCCUACAAAAGUUCUGCGUGCCGCUUGAUAAAGGAUGCUUACUUGAAACACGGCGACUACAACGUCAUCGUUAUCGAUUGGAGUAGCAUCUCUUUGGGGCCGUAUUUGUUGGCUAGCAGACGGGUAAAGACGGUCGCACUUUAUGUCUCCACCAUGCUCAACUUUCUUAACGAAAAAGCAAAAUUGAAUUUCGACGAGACCAUAAUUUGCGGACAUUCUCUCGGCGCCCACGUAGCUGGACUGGCCGCGCGCAACUGCAAAGGCAAAAUCGGUUACGUCGUCGGAAUGGAUCCAGCCCAACCCUUUUUCAUGUUAUCCCCUCCUGGAGAAAGGAUAUCGGACAGUGAUGCGAAAUACGUGGAGAUUAUUCACACAAACGCUGGUUUUCUUGGUUUAUUCAAGGCCGUCGGUCACGUCGACUUUUAUCCUAACGGAGGAACUAAACAAAGCGGCUGCGUUCUGGACAUCGGCGGCGCGUGUUCCCAUUCGCGCUCGUUCAGGUUCAUGGCCGAGUCCAUCAACAGCGAUACAGGGUUCUACGGGGUACGAUGCAACUCUUACGCGCUAUACUUGGCAGGCUUAUGCAAGAAGAAUGUACUGGCGAUAAUGGGCACUCUCCAAAAGAACUUUGACACGAGAGGUAGCUACUACUUGUCGACUAAAUCGACGUCGCCGUACGCGCAAGGGAAGUAACUUCCGGAACGUACCGAUCUGUAAAAGAGUUGCUAAUUCACGUAGCAUCUGUCGUCAUAGCGAAGAUCUCGCCUCCUCAAUUCAUCGCAGCAACGGGAGAUCCGCGCCAGGCUAAACUCGUUCCUCUCAACGAUCGAUCGGGCGCGUUCGCCGUGCGUAAUUGCGUUUCCGUCCGCAGCGGCUGUCUCAAGCGCGUCCGUCGUCACUUUCGUCCCGGGUAUUUUUACACCGUCUGAAUCUGACUAUCGGAGAGCGUCGAUACCCCGUUACUUAUCGCAGGCGCCGGGUGAAAUGAAAGCAGUACGGCGGUUCUCCUCAUCGUCGACCUAAUUCUCCGCGGCGCGUAAACGCGAGCGCAAGACGUAUUUUGCGUCUCGCAUGACGCAUCGUUACGUUUCAUCGGAAAUGCAAAAUAUAUGGAAGAACCGGGGGUUAUAAAUGCAAGCCAAGUAGCGUUAAGUACGCGUAUCAAUUUCCCUACGCUGUCUGUUCCUCGCAGCGGCAAGAAUGCCUCUCUCUCUCUCUCUCAGUACACACGCGCAAACAUACAUCGGGGAGAUACGCGGCCUCUUGAAACGCGAAUCGACUCGAACCAACCCCGCGGAACCUUAGCCGCGGUGCAUUAAAUUUUAUCGUAAUAUUUCCCGUGUAUAUCGUGCGCAUAGCAACAAAGAUAAUAAGGCGAUGUGGAAAACAGUUGGAUUAAAGCACGCGCUGAAUUUUAGGCUCCGGGCUGUUUCGAAUAAACACAGACGUGGAUAUUUAUCAUUUUGGUAUAAUGCACGGAGAGAUAAAGCCGAAAAAGAAGGAAAGGGCGAUUUUGCAAAGAGAGUCCGCUCGGGUUUCCUUCGUCGAAUAAUUUUAGCGUAGAUGCGAAUGACGUCGCUCGCAGAGCCGACGACAAUUACGACCAAUCUGUGUAAAUGCGCGAAUUGCAUAGUUGCCGUUGCCGCGAAACAAAAAUGCGACCGACCGAACGAUUUCGCGUCGCGGAUCUCCGAUGCUAAACAUCGAAUAUUUUAUCGUGAGAUUAACGCUGCAAUGAAAUAUGAUAAUAUC
Molecule: messenger RNA, 2059 nt
Organism: Dinoponera quadriceps
Lineage: Eukaryota; Metazoa; Arthropoda; Insecta; Hymenoptera; Formicidae
Product: pancreatic triacylglycerol lipase-like
Exons: 3
Coding region: 62-1000 (312 amino acids)
Biological process (GO): lipid metabolic process
Molecular function (GO): lipase activity
Source: RefSeq, a predicted model, not a curated record